GCCGGGGAGGACUGGGUUCAUCGCCGCUUGCCUGUUGCCAAGGGGCGGAGCGAGCGCGGCGAUGGGACGAGGGAGGAGAUGGAGCGGGUGGCGAGGGAGACGGGCGUUUUGUAUUGUGCGGUUGUUUAUGUGGAUCCCCUUCGAGGGUGUCUGGGGAAGAGGAGGAAGGUUAUGCCUACAGGAACAGAACGCCUCAUCUGGGCACAAGGCUCACCCUCGACCCUCAAAGCCGUGACCACCCACCUCAACGGCGUCCCUGUCACCCUCGCGGCAGCAAUCUGCUGGGAAAACUACAUGCCUCUCCUGAGACAGAGCCUCUACGCCCAGAACGUCAAUAUCUAUCUCGCCCCCACGGCUGACGCCCGAGACACCUGGCUGUCGCUUAUGCGAACGGUUGCCUGCGAGGGCCGCGCGUUUGUGCUCUCGGCGAACCAGUGCGUGAGGUAUAAUGAGUUGCCCGAGUGGGUGACCUGUCCCCCUGGCGCGCAACAGACGCAGACGCAACAGAUGCAGGUACAGACGCAGACGCAGACGCAGACCAGGCCGCCGCAUCGCAAGAAGCAUUCCAUUACGGCCGAGGGGCCGCAUGAGAUCGUUUGGCCCGAGGCCGAUGGGGAGAAGAAGGUGGAGACUGUGACGGAGGCGCCCGUGACGGCUCCUCCGGCUGCUGCUUCUGCUCCUGCGGCUGAUGGUGUUCCUCAUGGUGAUGAUUUUGUCUGCCGCGGGGGAUCGUGCAUUGUCGGCUGCCAGGGUGAGGUGCUGGCCGGCCCGAUCUGGGAGGUCUCUGCGGAUGAUGCGCCCGACUCGGCUGAAACGGCUCACGCGGCUGGGACCGAUGCCGAUGGAAACGCGGUCGGGGAUGGGCUGCUGGUGGCCGAGAUCGAUGUGGAGGACUGUGAGCGCGGACGCUUGGAUAUGGACGUCGCGGGGAGCUAUUCGCGCAACGAUGCGUUCAAGUUGACGGUCGAGGGGUUGGACCUGAGCCCUCCUCCGUUCUAAUUCGCGGCAACAGACUAGGAUAACAACUAAAGUUGUGUGCGGGAGCUCAGAUUUAGUUGAAGUGAACUCCAUAGGAUUAUCAUAUAGGUCGUAAAU
Molecule: messenger RNA, 1095 nt
Organism: Aspergillus novofumigatus IBT 16806
Lineage: Eukaryota; Fungi; Ascomycota; Eurotiomycetes; Eurotiales; Aspergillaceae
Product: nitrilase
Exons: 4
Coding region: 79-999 (306 amino acids)
Molecular function (GO): catalytic activity
Source: RefSeq, a predicted model, not a curated record